Messenger RNA from Pterocles gutturalis (yellow-throated sandgrouse), 1463 nucleotides. Its product is annotated as BTB/POZ domain-containing protein 7-like. Gene Ontology annotation, biological process: morphogenesis of a branching epithelium. Lineage: Eukaryota; Metazoa; Chordata; Aves; Pterocliformes; Pteroclidae. The record is from RefSeq and is a predicted model, not a curated record. The transcript has 3 exons. The annotation marks the transcript as partial.
UAAUCUCUAUUAUUCUCAUUCUGUUCUCUAUUAUCCCUCCAGUUCCCAACCUCCUCAUUGUAAAGGAUAUGAUCAAACGACUGCAGGAGCUGCGUCAUACUGAGCAGGUGCAAAGAGCAUAUGCUCUCAAUUGUGGAGAAGGUGCCACAGUCAGUUAUGAGAUUCAGAUUCGUGUGCUGCGGGAAUUCGGACUUUCUGAUGCUGCUGCUGAACUUUUGCAGAAUCCUCACAAAUUCUUUCCUGAUGAGCGAUUUGGGGAUGAAAGCCCACUCCUUACCAUGAGACAGUCUGGACGAUGUCGUGUUAACAGCACUCCCACUGCAGAAACCAUGUUCACAGAACUGGACUCUUUUGUGGCCUUCCAUCCACCAUUGCCCCCUCCUCCACCUCCAUACCACCCACCAGCAACUCCUAUUCAUAGCCAGUUCAAAGUGGGCUGGAAACAAAGGGUGCCAAGUCAACAUCCCUCCCGUUCCUUUUCUUACCCGUGUAAUCACUCACUGUUCCACUCCCGAAAUGCUCCCAAAGCUGCCCCGCCUGUCUACUUGCCCAGUGUUAAAGCAGCACCCCCUGAUUGCACUAACACUACAGGUCUGGGGAGACAAACAGUGGCUGCAGCAGCGGCAGUGAUGGCAGCUGAGAAGCAAGUAUGUACUCAGCCCUUGCUAAAUGAACUGAUGCCAGAUAUCGCAAUGGGUGUGUCAGCAAUGUCUUUAAAAGACAGAAGAUUACCAGAGCUCACUGUUGACACAGAAUUAAGCCAGACAGUUACGGAGGUAGGGCCUGCUCCACCCCAGCACAUUUCAUGUAUUCAGAACAGACACAUGCCCACUUCUCGAAAGAAACAUGCAAUAGAGCAAAAACUAGAUGCUCGAGAAAAUCAGCAGGAAUAUCCUGACUUCUGUGACUUCUCCAAUGCUGCAUGCAGACCCUCCACUCCAGCGCCCAACAGGCACAGUCCUUCGCCUUCACAAGGCAUAUAUUUUGGCCCAGAUCUGUAUAGCCACAAUAAGGCAUCACCAAGUGGCUUAAAGUCAGCCUAUCUACCUUCCCAGAUAUCUCCUAAAAAGCAAGAGGAUUCUAGGAGGGAAUACUUGCUCUCCCAAGAUGGGCAUCAACACAGACAAAAGAAUGAGCCAAUACACCUCGAUGUCUUAGAACAACCUCCCCAGCGACUGGACUUGGCACUAGCUACCCAGGAAAAUGCUGUUAAUGGCCCAGUUCAUAUCAGGGGAAGAACAAAAAUGGAAACCGAUCUAACGUAUGGGCUAACCUCCAACAGACCUUCGCUCUCUGCAUACACCUCUGAAGUGCAAGAAAGACCCAGUAGGAGACUGACAGAUGAUGAGCCAUUGGAACAUGGAGCACAGAGAAAUGCAGAUUUGGAAAGGGAAGAUGCAGUAAGCAGAGGAAGGAGGUCUCCAAACAAACCAGACUUCCUGUAUAAAAAGUCUGCCCUAUGA